AUGAAAGAGACUGAAAAGGUGAAAGAUUAUAUUGAUAGAAUCAUGAAAAUUGUUAAUCAUGUCAGGCUGUUAGAAGAAACACUAGAAGAGAAGAGGAUUGUUGAGAAGGUGAUGGUGACGAUUUCAGAAAAGUUUGAAGCGAAAAUCUCCUCAAUUGAAGAUGCUUGGGAUAUGUCUCAGCUCACAUUGAAUGAACUUUCUAACGCUCUUCAAGCUAUGGAGCGAAGGAAAGCUUUUAGAGAGGAAGAGAAUUCAAGUGAAAUUGCUCUUAUAGUUGUUCAAAGGUCCAAAGCUCAAUCUGAUGGUGACUCAAAAAGGCAAUCAAAUGGAAGAAAUGGCAAGGAGAAGAAGGAUCAAUAUAACAACAGAGGGAGAUUUCAAAGAUCCAAGUCCCCACCUUGUCCCUAUUGUAAAAAGACCAAUCAUGCGGAGAAAUUUUGCUGGUACAGACCUGAAGUUCAAUGUAGGGUCUGCAAGCAAUUCGUUCAUGUGGAUAAGGUGUGCAAAACAAAUCAAAACCAGCAAACUCAAGCGCAACCAGCUCAAGCCCAGCCAGCUCAAGUUACUGAAAAUGCUAACUAUCAUGAAGAGAAGUUAUUUGCUACUUCUACUGUUGGAGAAUGCAAUAUAGCAGCUCAAGAUGAUGAUGUGUGUCCUGUGGAUAGUGGAUGCACACAUCAUAUGAUAUCUAACAUGAAGAUUUUUGAACAUUUGGACAAAAAAUAUUUUUCCAAAGUCAUACUUGGAGAUGGUAGACUUGUAGAUGCAAAGGACAAAGGAGCAGUUGUUGUUCAAACUCCCUUAGGUACAAAGCUUAUAAUUGAUGUAUUAUUUGUUCCUGAAAUUAGCCAAGGUCUUCUCAGUGUUGGCUAG
Lycium ferocissimum is the source of this 873-nucleotide messenger RNA. RefSeq lists its product as uncharacterized. The coding region runs from base 1 to 873 and encodes 290 amino acids. The record is from RefSeq and is a predicted model, not a curated record. NCBI's taxonomy places the organism in Eukaryota, Viridiplantae, Streptophyta, Magnoliopsida, Solanales, Solanaceae. The transcript has a single exon.